This is a messenger RNA of Topomyia yanbarensis, 3269 nucleotides long. RefSeq lists its product as uncharacterized. The record is from RefSeq and is a predicted model, not a curated record. NCBI's taxonomy places the organism in Eukaryota, Metazoa, Arthropoda, Insecta, Diptera, Culicidae. Gene Ontology annotation, cellular component: nucleus. Gene Ontology annotation, molecular function: DNA binding; DNA-binding transcription factor activity. The transcript has 3 exons. Gene Ontology annotation, biological process: circadian rhythm; regulation of DNA-templated transcription. Bases 400 to 2148 code for a protein of 582 amino acids.
GCUUCGAGCUAGUCUUACAUAUACUCGCUUCGAGAGAGCACGCGAAUCGCCAGAGUUCCGCUGCGGGUCUGAACGUUAUUCAAAUCUCGGUCAAACAAGACAAGUGCGCGCGUUUUAUAACUUUCGAUAAGUUCAAUCCAGUGGGAUUGCAUUUUGGGCAAAUCAAGGGUCCUAACGGAUUGCAGACCAGACGUUGUGAGAAAAAAAACAAAAUAAAAAAAACAGUGCCGUGAUUUUUGUGUGUGCUUAGACUCGAUUAAAAACGAGAAUCAGAACAAGGAUUACUCUAUUAAACAGAAUAUAAUAAGGAGAGCAGCAGGAGUGUGUUAUUUUCGGAGACCCAGGUCCCCCAACAACCCCGUCCAGACAGACUGUUAAACAAUGUACUAAGGAGAAAGUAUGAUGGUAGCGGAUUUUGUAACACGACAGCAGAACGGUUCGCCAAUCAACGGUGAAAUACCCGGCCAGAAUCACAAUAACUCCAACAUGCCCGCACACAGUGCCUUGCUAAUGAGCAGUGAAUCAACCGGACGCGGUAGUCCCGUUAGUCCGGACACUGAUUACAAUGGAAACGGAUACGAUCUCUCAUCCCAUCUGCAGCGCAAGGAGCUAUUCUCUCAGCGCAAGCAGCGUGAGUUCAUUCCAGACAAUAAGAAAGACGACAGCUACUGGGAUAGGCGACGCCGUAACAAUGAAGCGGCAAAACGUUCCCGCGAAAAGCGUCGCUUCAAUGAUAUGGUCCUAGAGCAGCGAGUGGUCGAGCUAACUAAGGAAAACCACGUGCUAAAAGCACAAUUGGACGCGAUCAAAAACAAGUAUAAUAUUUGCGGUGAAAAUUUAGUCAGUGUUGAUCAAAUCAUGGCUACGCUACCGACUAAUGAACAAGUGCUAAGUUCUACUAAACGAGUCAAAAUCAAUAGUACUCCGCCUUUAGUAUUCCCGUUGUCAAGGACACCGGUACCACAGCCUUCGUUAACGCCGCAACCAAUGCAGCAAGUACCUCAGCAUCUUCAUCAACCGCAUACGCCGCAGCAGGCUAUACAGCAACAACACUCGAUACAUCAACCACCCCAGCAACAAUCGCAACAAGCCGCAGUCAUUCACCCCAAUCCAAACAUCGAAUCUCCUCCUCCGCCACAGUCCAUCGCUUCACAGCUGCAGCAAAUCACAAUUCAGCACACAAACUCACACUAUAGUCACCAUUCACCUGCAGCCAUGUACCGCGAGUACGAACCAAUGACCAACGGUAGCAGUCGAUGUGAUAGCAACAAACGCGAAUCCACAAUUCGAAGCCCUCUUGCCAGAGUCGACCUGCUCGAGCGUGACGAGCAUCGCAAUGAAUCACUGGUUGAUCAGAGAGAUCGAGACCGUGAACGUGAUCGCGAUCGUAUCGAUGUUCCAUCACUACCGGUUCCUACCUUCGGCUCAGCAAACUCGCACAUUAGCGGACCACACAUCUCGCAUCAUCCGUACGUUGGUCCGUACUCUAUUCCAAACUAUCCGGUAAGCUACAACGGCAACCUCUACUCGUCACCACCGCGAGAGAUCAACGCUUUGCUUACCGCUAACGUGCUCAACCUUAGUCGCCGUGCUCCAUCACCGUACGAAACAUCCAACGGAACCGGUUCCAACAGCAGUCACAGCAGCUCCGGCGAUGACGAACACGAUCGCGAACAGAUUCACGAUCACAACAACAGUCUACCGGUUAAGCUGAGACACAAAUCACAUCUUGGUGAUAAGGACGCAGCCUCCGCCUUGCUUGCCCUGCAGAAUAUUAAACAAGAACCGCAACUGCGAUCAUCUUCCCCUUGGGAUGACGGGGAUGGUUCUUCGGAUGAGCGCGAUUCAGGCAUCUCUACAGAAUGGCCCACGAAGGCGGAACAGAAAAUGAUGGUCCCGCUACCAUGCUCACCUCCAUCCACUUCGGUUUCACCAAUGGCAAUGGCAUCCACAGGAUCGGCGACUAACAUCGUCGGCGGAAAGGUUACCUCAAUUCCGGCGUCCGUCGUCAUCAGCAAGAAGGCUGAGGAAAACAUCCAUCUCCAGUCGAAAUUGGCCCGGCUGGAGUCGGAAGUGGCCACUAUCAAGAACAUGAUGAUUUCCAACACCACUGGCAGCGGAUUUGGUGUCACAGCCGCGGCACAGUGACGGAAGCGGAACGAGUGUAACCGCGAGAUCUAGUUCGGCAGAGAGAGAGAGAAAAGAAAAACCCAAAUUGUGAUGAGCUCUGUAAAAGGUUUGUAAAUGAUGUGUGAAAUGCGAGGCCUGAACAGUUCGAGAGUGUAGUGCAAAAAAGACUUGGGAACGAAUGUGUGUGCGCCUUUCAGUGGUAAGAUAUGGUGAACAGUUUUUUUUAUAAGCAAAAGAGAAUAUUUAUUACUACUUAUAAGGCAGAAAGAUAGCAUUUUCGUCAGUUGUUAUUUUUUUAAGUAAACAAGUCGUCCUAUGAAACUACGGUAGCGCAAGCUGAAAUUACCGAUAGUGGAGAGUUUACCGUAGCCCGGUUCCAAGUGAGAUGGAAAUAGUGCGAAAGCAAAACAGUCCAUGUAUGAUAAUUUAGAUUUUAACUGAGCUGUUUAAUGCAACAUUUAAAAUAAACAAGCAGUUAAAACGAUAUUUAUCUUCAGGGAAGAUGAUAGGACAGUGAAAACGAUUGACGGAACAACAUAAAUAGCUGCUGGAGAAGUUAUAAACAAUAGACCUGUCUAGUGAAUAGGCACGACGUUUCGGAAUUGUGAUAUAUUUUUUUCUUUGAUACAGCAGUUUGAGCAAAUUGACCUUCUUUUUUAUGUAAUUUUUUGAACAGUGAACAGAAGAGAAGGUUAUUUUUAAUUUAUUUUUCGUCAUAUAAGUACCACAGUUAUUUAGAGUAAGCGACUGAAGAAGAAAUUUGUGAAAUUUUCAGUAAUACUGUUAUAUCUUUGAUGCCAUCACCGGGAUAUAAAACUAGGUGAUAGUGCGGGCCUUUUCGUGUCCAGUCCUACGAGAUCGUAUAUAUGCUAUAACGCGAUCGACAUCGUUUUAUCUUCGUAAUACAACCCAUCAAAUUAAUUCGAAAAUUCCUUUCCACAAAGUUUAGCCGACUUUCAGAACUGAUCUUAAAACACUACUUACAAAUUAAUUAAUUCAGUACUACUGACUCUAUAGUAGCUAUUAUUCGGUAGUUUUAAAAUUGUCAUUUUUAAUCGUAAUUAAGGAAAGAUAUGAAACAUCAUGUGUAUAAUUUGUAUCAAAUUUAUGUAUUUAAAUAUAUAUAUUUUUAAAAAAUA